AUGAACGUGGAGGAGACCCGCACAUCUGGCCGAGGCUCGAAUUCCGCACAGUUGCGGCGCUAUAACGAGCGUAUCGUCCUGCAGAUCCUGCGGCGCGCCGGCGAAGCAUCCAAGGCGGAAUUGGCCCGCGCGGUUCAACUGACCAACGCCGCAAUCGGUGCGAUCAUUCAGGACCUGAUCGAAGAAGAUCUCAUUUUCGAGGCGGGCAAGCGCCACGACGGCAGCAGAGGUCAACCGGCCACGAUACUGAAACUUGCACCAGACGGAGCCUUUUCAUUCGGCGUCCGCCUUGACAGGACGAACCUCGAAACCGUCCUCAUGGACUUCUCGGGCCAUAUUAUCGACCGCCGUAUUCACGACAUGAUUCUGCCUGCACCGGAACAGGCGCUGGAAAUCCUGAAGGAAGACCUGGAAAGUCUGCGCGCAUUGUUGGGCGAAGAACUGCAGGACCGCAUAACGGGUAUCGGUCUGGCUCAACCGUUCAAUCUCGACGCCUGGCUUCACGAACUCGGGUUGCCGGAGGCGGAUUUCAAGAAAUGGAACGACUUUGAUCUUGCCGCCGCUCUGGAAGAGGCGACGGGGUUGCCGGUCUUCGGCGAAAACGACGGGACCGCAGCCGCGGUUGCCGAACUGUUUUACGGACACGGCCGGCAGAACGACGACUUUCUAUAUCUGUUCCUGGGGCCGGCCAUCGGCGGUGGCCUCGUUCUGAAGGGCGAUGUCAUUCGCGGGUUGUCGGGAAACGCGGGCGAUGUUGCAUUCAUGCCGGUGCCGCCGAGCAGUCUUUCGACCGCGCCGAAACCAAAGCAACCCUGGGAUCUGCUGCUGACAAGGGCUUCGCUGGUUUCAUUGGCAAGGCACCUGUCUCCGGAUAAUUUUGCGCAGCUCAGCAGAUCUGACCUGCAGGCAGCGGUGGAAGCGAAUGAUACAAGAUAUCAGGAAUGGCUCGAAGACUGCGCCUCAGCGGUCGGGCUCGCUUUGCGCUCGGCCUAUGCGCUUCUCGACAUUUCGCUCGUGGUUGUGGACGGCGAUCUGAGAGGGUCUUUCCCCGAAGCAUUUCAACAGGCACUUCAAAAAGCCGUGGAACAGGCAGCUCCCGAGAAGCGCAAGUCUCCUGAAAUCGUUUUCGGCAGCUUUGCUCAUGACGCAGGUGCGGUCGGCGCAGCGAGCCUGCCACAGUUUUUCAACUUCUCGCCAAGGGCAACAAUCCUGACGGGCGGGAAGGACAAGGGACCUGCCGGAGCUGGCAGCUCGGAAAACCGAGCCAGCUUUCCGGCAAGGGCAGCACGGUUGGGGUCACAUCUGGCCACACCUGACCGUUCCGAUUGA
Molecule: messenger RNA, 1329 nt
Organism: Effrenium voratum
Lineage: Eukaryota; Dinophyceae; Suessiales; Symbiodiniaceae
Source: the annotation of a GenBank genome assembly